UGGUUUUGACUAUCGGUGUCGGUAAGAAUUGCCCGAAACACACGAAUCCACAGCUCGACGGGUAACCAAAGACGACUGCCAAGAUAUCAAGACAACCACAAUAAAUUAAUAAUUUCUUCCCAAGAUAUCAAGACAGAAACCUCAAAACAGUUUCAAAAGCUCAGCCAUAUUAGCAAAGAUCAUUGAAAUUCAAUCAUGGAAGCUGAAAAAUGUUUUCCUCUUUUCUUCAUUCUAAUGAUCAUCCAUUUUGCAGUUUCUGCUUCUAUGGACACCAUAGCCAUAAAUCAAACCAUUGAAGAUGGUGGCUUUCUUAUCUCCAAAGAAAACAAUUUUGUGCUUGGAUUUUUCAGCCCUGGCAAUCCCAAGUAUAGGUAUCUUGGAAUCUGGUAUUACAAAGUACGAGAGCAAACUGUAGUGUGGGUAGCAAACAGAAAUCAUCCUAUCAAUGGAUCUUCGGGAGUUCUUUCAGUUAAUCAAUAUGGAAAUCUCGUUCUCUAUAGCAAUCAUAGCAGAAAAGUUCCAGUAUGGUCUGCAAAUGUCUCACGUGAAGUAACAAAGACAGACACUUGUUUAGCUCAGCUCCUGGAUUCAGGAAACUUGAUUUUGGUCCAAGAAAGAAGUGGAAGAGUUCUAUGGGAAAGCUUUGAUUAUCCGACAGAUACUCAAUUACCAGGAAUGAAACUUGGGUUGAAUAGAGAGACAGGUAUUCACCAAUUCUUAACAUCAUGGAGAUCAGCAGAUGACCCUGGAACUGGAGACUACGUGCUUGAGCUCAAUCUAAAAGGAUCACCUCAAGGCAUUUUGUACAAGGGUACAAAGCGAUAUUGGAGAUGUGUCCCAUGGCCAGGGAAAAAUUAUGUAUUAAACAACAUUAGUUUUGUCCACAACAAAAAAGAAACAUUUUUUACCUUUUUUCCUGUUGAUGCUUCUCUUAUAGUAAGAACAAGGUUGGAAUAUUCAGGAUUGCUUUCGCACCUAAUCUGGCAUGAAAGUGAAGGCAAGUGGAAGGAAUUACGGUCAGCACCGAAGUAUCUGUGUGAGUCAUAUAAUCAUUGUGGUUCCUAUGGCAUGUGUAAUCCUUUGUAUCUUUAUCCUAAUUUUGAAUGUGAUUGUUUACCCGGGUACGAGCCUCAAUCUCCAAGGGACUGGAAUUUUUUGAAGGAUGGGUCAGGUGGGUGUGUUCGGAAGCGGAAAGAAUCAUCUUCUCUGUGCAACCAGGGAGAAGGAUUUGUGAAAGUAACAGCUGUUAAGGUUCCUGAUACUUCAGAAGCAGUUUGGUUGGGCUUGAAUAUGAGUUCUGUUGAUUGUGAACUACAAUGCAAGAGGAAUUGUACAUGUUCUGCAUAUUCAUCCACAUCUAUUUCUGGGAAAGAAACUGGUUGCUUGGCUUGGUAUGGUGAACUAAAGGACACUGUAAUUGAUAUAGCUGAAGGAAGUGAUAUUUAUGUUCGUGUUGACGCACUUGAAUUAGCUGAAAUAACACAAAAAUCAAAUGGAUUUCUGGAGAAGAAGCAUUUGUUGGCUAUUUUGUUGGUAUCUAUUUUUUCAGCUUGGUUUGUAAUCAUUUUAUUUGCAUAUUUGUGGUUCAAGAAGAAAAGAAAAACAGUGAGGAACAAAUGGAAUGCAAAAUUGUUUAAUACAAUCAAUGAUCCAUACUACAUUGAAAAUGAAGAUGGAGGUGGAGUGAGUUAUCCAGAGAUUGUGUAUUUCAAUCUCAGUACAAUACUUUCCGCUACUGACAAUUUCUCUCUAGCUAACAAACUUGGGCAAGGUGGCUUUGGAUUGGUUUAUAAGGGUCAACUGUCUAAUGGCCAGGAGAUCGCUGUGAAAAGACUAUCUAAAAGUUCAGGGCAAGGAAUAAAAGAAUUUAAAAACGAAAUUUUAUUAAUUGCAAAACUUCAACAUCAAAAUCUUGUGAAAAUUCUUGGAUGCUGCAUUCAGGGAGAGGAACUGAUGCUAGUUUAUGAAUACAUGCCAAACAAAAGUUUGGACUCAUUUCUUUUUGAUGAAACAAGAAGAUCAAUUUUGGAUUGGAGAAAACGCUUUGACAUUAUUGUCGGGAUUGCACGUGGAAUCUUAUAUAUCCACCAAGAUUCUAGGUUGAGAAUUAUCCAUAGAGACUUGAAAACAAGCAACAUUCUAUUAGAUAAAGAAAUGAAUCCAAAAAUUUCAGAUUUUGGCCUAGCUAGAGUCUUCAAAGGUGACCAAAGUCUAGAAAAAACGAACAAAAUCGCUGGCACAUUUGGGUACAUGUCACCAGAAUAUGUGGCAUUUGGAAAGUUUUCAACGAAAUCUGAUGUCUUUAGUUUUGGGGUCAUAUUAUUAGAGAUUGUUACAGGGAAAAAGAACAAUAGCUUUUGUCAAGAGGAUUCUUACCUAAGCAUGGCAGGAAAAAUAUGGCAUUUAUGGAAAGAAGAAAGAGCACUGGAGAUGGUUGAUUCAUCACUAAAGGAGUCAUGUUCUGCUCAUGAAGUAUUGAGAUGCAUCCAAAUUGGACUCUUGUGUGUGCAAGAAGAUGCAUUUGAAAGACCAAGCAUGUCAGCUGUUGUUGUAAUGUUGAAUAGUGAAAUUAGUCUUCCUUCUCCUAGACAGCCCCCUUUCACUUUUAGAAAGCCAAGUAAUAGUUAUAGCCCCUUAGUAACACAAAAGGAAUUUUAUUCUGUGGAUGAGGAAACUAUUACUCAGGUAUAUGCAAAACCUCAGAUUUUGGAUUCAGGAAACUUGGUUUUAAUCCAAGAUAGAAGUGAAAGAACUACAUGACAAAGCUUCUAUUGCUGGACAGACACUCUGCUCCAAGGAAUUGAAAUUGGGCUGAAACGGAAGAUGGGUUUUCAGUGGUUUCUGAUACCAGAAUAUCAGCAGAUUAUCCAUGAACUAGAGAUUACUCGAUUCAGCUAAAUUCAACAGGAUCAGCACAAGUCAAAAGGUUACUGGAUUAAUCAAGCUUUUGUUCACUUGCAUUCAAGUCAUCAGACAGGCAUGAAAUGUAAUUUCAAACUAUAUAUGGUGCCAGCUCAAGCCAUUAGUCGUUACUGCACAUUGAGAACAUUUACUUCAGUUGCCUCAUUAAAU
This is a messenger RNA of Manihot esculenta (cassava), 3072 nucleotides long. RefSeq names its product G-type lectin S-receptor-like serine/threonine-protein kinase RKS1. Gene Ontology annotation, biological process: protein phosphorylation; recognition of pollen. The record is from RefSeq and is a predicted model, not a curated record. Lineage: Eukaryota; Viridiplantae; Streptophyta; Magnoliopsida; Malpighiales; Euphorbiaceae. The transcript has 9 exons. Bases 196 to 2760 code for a protein of 854 amino acids. Gene Ontology annotation, molecular function: protein serine/threonine kinase activity; ATP binding.